AUGGACAGCUUUAUGAAACUGGGCCAACAAGCCUAUAAGCAGUACUCCGAUAAACAAUCUCACGACAACACUACAGGCAGUGGUGGUAAUGAUUUCAACGUUAUGGGAGGAGCCCAUCUCAACCGACCAGCGGGUGGUCAAAUGAUCGAUACUGAUGGUGAUGGUAUUCCUGACUUGGAGCAGGCUGCAGCGCAUGCGUCUGGAAACGCAGGAGACUCAGGAGACUCUUCUCUAUUCAAGAGCGCAGUGUCGUUCAUGAAAUCACAAGCUCAAAAGAAAGGCGACGACGACGAUGAUGUUGACGAGGAGAAAGCGGUUGAGGCACAUGAUCGAGCUUAUAAUCAAAAGCAAGGUAGCUCGCUUGAUGCGAAGUCGAUGGGUACCGCUGCUGCUCUACAAGCCUUCAAACAAUUCAGUCAAGGUGGAGGUUCAAACGAGCCGAAGCAUAAUGAAGAUGGUAAAAGUAAAUUAAUCGGUAUGGCCAUGGCGCAAGCUGCUAAAUUGUUUGACUCUAGCGGUGGAGCAUCAUCUGGCCAAAAGCAAGACGCUGUGAACUCCGCGGGCAACAUGGUCAUGAAGUUAUUGAUGAAGCAAAAGCUACAACAGAUGACCGGCGGUGGUGGCGGCGGUGGUACAAGCGGUGGCGGCUUGGGCGGAUUAGCCAGCAUGAUUGGCAAAUUCGCUUAG
Messenger RNA from Puccinia triticina, 687 nucleotides. RefSeq lists its product as uncharacterized. Lineage: Eukaryota; Fungi; Basidiomycota; Pucciniomycetes; Pucciniales; Pucciniaceae. Bases 1 to 687 code for a protein of 228 amino acids. The record is from RefSeq and is a predicted model, not a curated record. The transcript is spliced from 7 exons.